Messenger RNA from Salarias fasciatus (jewelled blenny), 2385 nucleotides. RefSeq names its product follistatin a (gene fsta). The transcript has 6 exons. The record is from RefSeq and is a predicted model, not a curated record. Bases 186 to 1238 code for a protein of 350 amino acids. Gene Ontology annotation, molecular function: activin binding; collagen binding; extracellular matrix binding. NCBI's taxonomy places the organism in Eukaryota, Metazoa, Chordata, Actinopteri, Blenniiformes, Blenniidae. Gene Ontology annotation, cellular component: extracellular region. Gene Ontology annotation, biological process: regulation of BMP signaling pathway; multicellular organism development; negative regulation of activin receptor signaling pathway.
GAAAAGAAAAAAUCUCCCCACCCCCACAGAAGAGGAGACCGCCCACCAGAGACAGACUACCCGAGACCCCUUAUAGAUUUAAAAAGGCUGCAUUCUCAGACUGACACUUAUUCAACACUGCCACCUUAAGCAGAUUACUUUUGCGCUGCCUGUGUCAAAUACGUGGCUCACUUUGCCUCUCCAUCAUGUUUGGGAUGCUGAAACACCACCUCCACCCGGGCAUUUUUCUCUUGUUCGUAUGGCUUUGUCACCUCAUGGAACAUCAAAAAGUUCAAGCUGGGAACUGCUGGCUGCAGCAGGGGAAGAACGGGAGAUGCCAGGUGCUCUACAUGCCCGGGAUGAGCAGGGAGGAGUGCUGCCGGAGCGGAAGGCUGGGGACGUCCUGGACCGAGGAGGACGUCCCCAACAGCACGCUCUUUAGGUGGAUGAUCUUCAAUGGCGGAGCUCCCAAUUGCAUACCUUGCAAAGGUGGAGAAACCUGCGACAAUGUAGACUGUGGGCCCGGAAAGAGGUGCAAAAUGAACAGGAGAAGUAAGCCACGCUGCGUGUGCGCGCCAGACUGCUCCAACAUCACCUGGAAGGGGCCGGUCUGCGGCUCAGACGGGAAAACCUACAAAGACGAGUGCGCGCUGCUGAAGGCGAAGUGUAAAGGCCACCCCGACCUGGACGUGCAGUACCAGGGAAAAUGCAAGAAAACGUGCCGGGAUGUCUUGUGCCCCGGCAGCUCCACCUGCGUCGUGGACCAGACGAAUAACGCCUAUUGUGUGACGUGUAAUCGGAUUUGCCCCGAGGUGACUUCUCCCGAGCAGUACCUGUGUGGAAACGACGGGAUCGUCUAUGCCAGCGCCUGUCACCUGAGAAGAGCCACCUGCCUCCUGGGCAGGUCCAUCGGAGUGGCAUAUGAGGGGAAAUGCAUCAAGGCCAAGUCAUGUGAGGACAUCCAGUGCAGCACAGGAAAGAAGUGUCUGUGGGACGCCCGGAUGGGCCGGGGCCGCUGCUCGCUGUGCGACGAGACCUGUCCGGAGAGCAGGACGGACGAGGCGGUGUGUGCCAGCGACAACACCACAUAUCCCAGCGAGUGUGCCAUGAAGCAAGCUGCUUGCUCUUUGGGGAUGCUGCUGGAAGUCAAGCACUCAGGAUCUUGCAACUCCAUUACAGAAGACCAGGAGGAGGAUGAGGAAGAUGAGGACUCAGACUACAUGGCCUACGUCCAUUUAUCCUCUAUACUGGACGGAUAGGCUCCCACCACUAGGGGAACAGUCCUAGGGCAAGGAAUCAUGUCCAUACUGUACAUUAUGUGUAUGCUUAUUUAUUUUUUAAAGAAAAAGGAAGUAUACAUAUAGUUCAGUCUGCUAGAUGUUUAUUUAUACUUUUUGUGUUUUAUAAUUUAUACAUUUACAUUGUCAGGCUUACUAUCUACCAUGAUAUAUUGUGUUUCCAUUCAUUUCCCCUUUUUUUUUUUUGUUGUUGUCUCUUCUACUUUUCUUUCAUUUUUUUUUUUUAUCAUGAAGAAAUAUAUUUGUCCAAAGAAAAACAGUGUUAUUUAUUUGUCAUGUUACCAUGUAAGUAUAAGUCCUCUACAAGCUGUAAAUUGCAUUCCCUGAGCUGUAAAAAUCUGCUUGUUUCUGUCAGAUCUCUAUCACAGAUGUUUAUGUCACACAUACGGAAAUGCAUGUUUAGGCUGUGUGUUUAUUUAUUGGGAAUAUAUCAAUCAUUUUAUGUACAGAAGUGUUUCUGGUUUGUUUACAACUAUAAUAACUGACCAAAGGGAUUCUCUCAAUGGUUUUAUUUCGUUUUGCUUGUUUUUUUUUUCUUGUCUUCUUCUUUGUUUUUUUUUUUUCUUUUUAGGCAAAAGAGCCUUGCAAAAGGUGAACACAACAGUGAUGAUACAGAAAAGAAAAAAAAGAGCCAUUUGUUUUUCUUUUCUUAUUCCUAUUUUCGUCUUCAGUUUUAACCCCUUUAGAUAUGUUUCCUCAUGGAAACAAAAACUUUUAGACAUGAUCACUAGCAUUUUUUUUUCUCUCACUACAUUAGAGAAGAGGUAAGUUUUGGACAAUACUUGAUUAUUUUGGAAACAAUGUGCCAUUAACCCUUGUGAGCUGUCUUCUUGCCAAUGUACUCCAUAUUGCUCUCACAGAGCUGAACUAUAGGACUAACAUACUGCAGUAAUCUACACUAUAUCAGACUUCUUCACUUUGUUUCUUUUAUUGUUUUUUUUCCCCUAAAAAUGCAUUUUUAUUUUCAAGCAUCACAAGAGAAAUACAAAAUUCUGUUAUGAAUAUAUAGUUUUGUAUUUUUUAUGUAAAUGUCAUAUGUACAUACAAAGUUUGAUGGUAUUUGUACAGAUAUGAAGAGUGAAACAAUAAAAGUUUUUUUUUCCUUAUA